Olea europaea var. sylvestris is the source of this 1590-nucleotide messenger RNA. RefSeq names its product WD repeat-containing protein 53. Bases 50 to 1204 code for a protein of 384 amino acids. Lineage: Eukaryota; Viridiplantae; Streptophyta; Magnoliopsida; Lamiales; Oleaceae. Gene Ontology annotation, molecular function: protein binding. The transcript has 11 exons. The record is from RefSeq and is a predicted model, not a curated record.
CCUACCGCUUGGUAACGAGAAACGCGUUCCUCUCAAUAAGAAAACCAAGAUGUCGACUGACGGCAACCCAACCGGUACGGCGGCAAGGACAGAGCCAAGACGACUGAGAGGACUCAAAGCCACCGCCACCAGCUGUAUCGCCUCCGUUCAGCGCCCUGGCCUUGUCGCCGCCGCCGACGAGGAUGGUUGUAUUUGUUGGUUUGAUUUGCGGUGCAAGGACGUGUUAUCUACUAUGAAUGUAGGGAAUCACAACCCAAUUACUUCAUUGUGUUUCAAACCAGGUACGGAAGAUAUCAUUUAUGCAUCCUCAGGAAAUGAAGUCAAGUGUUUUGAUGUGCAUAUGGCAGCUUCAUGGAAGCAGCUAGAAAGUUACAACUAUAACAAGGACGAGAUAAAUCAGAUUGCUUGCCAUUCAAAAUCAUCUUUUCUAGCUGCUGCUGAUGAUUCUGGAGAUGUAAAGAUCUUUGACAUGCAUCAACAGUGUCUUUACAAAACACUAAGAGCUGGCCAUGAGAGUAUUUGUAGCAGUGUUCAAUUCCUUCAUUGGAGACCUUGGGAAGUCAUCACUGGUGGUCUUGAUUCAAAGCUUGUGAUGUGGGACUUCUCCAAAGGAUGUCGAAACAAAAUUCUGGACUUUGGAUUACCUGAUGCAGGCAGUAGAGAUAGCACUGGCCAAUUAUUGAACCUAGCAUUUAUUCAUGCUCUAGCAGUUCCGCAACUGGAUAUGGUGGAUAAAUUAGGCAAGAUUUGUGUGGUGGCUCGGGGUGAUGGUGUUGUCAGUGUGAUAAAUACUGAAUCAGAACUUGCUGCUUUCAAGUCAAAAAAUUCAUCAAAGAAGGGUACUAAAUCGACCUCUAAAAGUAGUGCUUCAACUUCUGAUGCCCAAAGCCAAGAUCAAAAUUGUCCAAAGCUGCACUUGGAUUACUCUAUGGGAGGGCACACUGCUGCAGUAUCCUGCGUGGCAUUUUCGAUGUUUGGAGAGAAAGGGAAGUUUAUCCUCUCUGGUGGAAAUGAUAAGUCAGUAAAGCUGUGGGAUUGUUUCAAAUCUAUUGAUGCCGGGCAGAUUAGCAGCGGCAACGAUCUUCUAACUUUAAACAUCAACACGAGCAAAAAAGUCAAUUGGCUCUGCACGACUACAUCUGAUUCGGAAAAUCUAGUUGUAUGUGAUACAUCCAAACUAGUGAAGGUUUAUACUGUUGGGUGAACGUUUGGAUAUCAAUUCGUGCAAAUUGUUUAAAAGGUGAGGCUGGCGAGGCUUAUCAGGACUGCAAGACCAAAUUUGGCAGAUAAUUGUGCUUCCUGUGCUUUACCUUGGGUCGUUGCAUCCUGCUGCACAUAAUAGUUAUGUCCUGAGGCCAUCGUAUUUGUGCUUAAUAUUCAUAAAUAGGCAUACAAGAUCUGUCGUUAUGUCAAUUUCAGUGUCGAGAAAACAGUCAUGAAGAUUCAAGUGCUGCAAAAAUCGACAUUGAGGGCUCGUAUAUUUGGAAAAAUUGAUUGUAGAACCAAGUGCUUGUUCAUGUGAUUAGUCACACUUGGCUUUUGUAAUUGCUCCAAAUCAAGAAAAGUUUAAAUGAACUUUGAAGUCACUUA